AUGUCAGGGCUGAACAGUGACCAGCUUCAUCGCUCCACAUUGGGAAUAUACAUGACUCUAAUGGACCAGUUCAACCCCAGUAUGCAGAGGCUAGUGGCACUAGGGAAUAACUACAUUCAGGCUUUCCAAGCUCUAGCUGUAAGCAGCGAAGCCUACUUUAGUGCUCUUGGUAAGAUGGGCGAACAGGCCAUGCAGACCAUGUCAUCCCGUUUACUAGGCGACAUAUUAAUACAGAUUUCUGAGAGUCAGAGAAGACUUACCAGUGAACUGGCAGGGGUGUUUCGCUGGUUCCAAAAUGAAGUCCACCAGGAGAUGGAAUACAACAGCAGGCAGGAUAAAGACUUCUUAUUUGACAGUAGGAGGCGCUAUGAGAUGGAGGUGAGGAACCAGGCAAUGGCUUUAGAGAGACAGCUGAGGAGAGGGGGUCCACAGGACGGUCAUGAAUAUGUACAGUUCCUGAGGGAAAGCCAGAGAGAGGCCCUGAAAGAACAGGAGAGAAGAUAUCGCUUUCUAGCUGAGAAACACUGCGGACUCACUCAAUCCAUCGUAUAUCUCAUGAACAAGACAGGAAACACCCUGCAGCAGAGAGCAGAAGGUUGGAGAGAGCAGGUGAAUCAGACAAAGGGGUCCCAUCCAAUAACUGCAUCCAGAAUAGAAGACACGGUGGCUCAUGAUCAAGGUCGAGCUUGGGCAGAACAGCCUCUUGGCAGAGUGCCCUCUAGAGGGCCAUCCCCCCAACCAAUUCGAUCCCGCUCCAACUCGGUUGGAGAAACUCGUGGAUCAGGUGGCAGUAGGAUGAUGAGAGCAUUGGUGCCACACCCCCCCUCUUCUAAUCCCACCCUCUUGCCAUUCUCCAAAGGAGAAACCAUUACAAUACUUGUGCCAGAGCCACGAAAUGGCUGGCUAUAUGGUUGUUCAGAGGGUUCAGCACGACAAGGCUGGUUUCCAGCUGCAUAUGUUGGUCCAAUGGAAGAUACAUCUCGACUGCCUGACCUCAGCAGUGGAAAACUUAGAAGCAGUAGCAGCAUGAGCAACCUUCUUGACCAAUCAUGGAGCAAUAAAACAAGUGCACCUCCGCCUCCUCCACCACCACCUCCAAGCAAAUCGAGCAGCUCGUGCCCAGUCACACCCACUUCUUUUGAAAAUAAAAAACAAGAUAACUAUGGCUCUCGACCAGAACUUUUCCCGAGAGGCACAAACCCUUUUGCGACGGUGAAGCUGAAACCCACCACAACCAGCGACAGAUCAGCUCCACGCAUAUUCUAA
Messenger RNA from Neoarius graeffei (lesser salmon catfish), 1266 nucleotides. It is a transcript of the gene baiap2l2a, whose product is annotated as BAR/IMD domain containing adaptor protein 2 like 2a. Gene Ontology annotation, molecular function: protein binding. Gene Ontology annotation, cellular component: cytosol; nucleoplasm. Bases 1 to 1266 code for a protein of 421 amino acids. Gene Ontology annotation, biological process: positive regulation of actin filament polymerization; plasma membrane organization; actin crosslink formation. Lineage: Eukaryota; Metazoa; Chordata; Actinopteri; Siluriformes; Ariidae. The record is from RefSeq and is a predicted model, not a curated record. The transcript is spliced from 14 exons.